Molecule: messenger RNA, 963 nt
Organism: Rhizophagus irregularis DAOM 181602=DAOM 197198
Lineage: Eukaryota; Fungi; Glomeromycota; Glomeromycetes; Glomerales; Glomeraceae
Source: RefSeq, a predicted model, not a curated record
AGAUUUUUACUUUCUAUAUCAUAAGAUUUAUUUCAAAGUUUGAAUACUAUGUUGUCUAAGUGUUGUUUCUGUAUUGGUCUUAGGACUGCUACUCUUAUAUUAGCCUCUCUUGGGACUUUAUCUUAUUUAUCCAAUGCGUAUCAUUUAUCGAUCUUGGCGGGUAACUUUGGAUUCUUUUACAGUGUUUUAUCUACAUACUAUUUAGCUGCUACUUUCGCCUGUAUUGCAGGUAUCGCAGGUGUAUUAAAGAAUAAUGCUAAAUAUGUUAGAAUUUUUGCCACAUUCUAUUGGUGGCAACUUAUGUUAGGGUUCACAAUUUCAAUCGUAUUUUCAGUUGUAGCAUUUUAUUUUAAUAAAGAUGUUUGUGAACAAUUAAUUGAAGAACCUGAUAUUGAUAUGGAUAUGGGAACUUGUGUGAAUUGGUAUAUUAAAACCGUUUCAACUAUGGUCGUUAUGCUUGCAAUAAGCUGUAUAAUUGAUCUUCAUUUUUGUAUGGCAGUUUGGGCUUAUUAUCAAAGACUUAAGGUUGAAAAACAAUAUGGUGAUAUUGAAGGAUCAAGUUAUAUUGUAUAUUAUACUCCUGUUCCUGCUUACACCGUUGUUCCUCCACCUGCUUAUGAUUCCGUUCCUUCUGUUGAUUCAAAAGCUGCUGCUUCAAAUAUUCAAAACCCAACCGAUAAUAAGCAAUAAACUUCUUGAUAAUUCUCCUAGUUCUUUAUUAGUUCUUAGCUCUUUAUUAGUACUUUCCUUUUAGAAUAUGUUUUAAUUGUUUAAGUUUCCUUUUUCUCUUUUUUAUUUUUUUUUCUCUUCUUGUAUUCUUUAUACUCGUCGCGUUAACUACGUGAAAAUAUAAUAUUUUAUUAAAUAAAUAAAUCAUUUGUGUCCUUUUUUUCGCGUUGUUUAUCGUUAAAUGUGAACAAGGAUAAAAAAAAAAGGAAUAUUAUGUAAUUAGAAUUAUCAUUG